Molecule: messenger RNA, 1429 nt
Organism: Physcomitrium patens
Lineage: Eukaryota; Viridiplantae; Streptophyta; Bryopsida; Funariales; Funariaceae
Source: RefSeq, a predicted model, not a curated record
UGGGGCCGCCUCUGCAGUUCGCCCACCACAAUUCGCCUUUGCUCGUGUGGGAUGAUUCAAGCAUUCCUGCGGGUUCAGAGUUGAUUCUGCUUUGCGAUCGGCGAUCCCGCAUCGGGUCGAGUUUGAAUUGUGGAGUGCGCAGAGUAUGGUGUUGUGCAAGUCAAAGUGGGAGUCAACCAUCGCAUGACCAUCGCAUGACCAUCGCAUGAUCGAUCGUCUUCAUAUUUCUUAUUGCUUCUUUUUCCGUCACUAAUCAAAAAGCGAGAAAUUCCUGUGGAGUAAUUAGAGGUGCGUUUAAGAGUAUGCGCGGGUUUUGUAGAAGAGGUCGAUGAUUGCGACGUUUCCGCUGAGAACCGAGUCUGCACUUUGUUGAGGUUGGUGUCAGUCGCGAUCUCUUUUUCGCCAUGGCUCUCAAAGUGCAGGCGUCGCAGACAGUGAUGGCUGGUUCGCUCUCUUUGCCAUCGACUCCGGCCGGAAUCCGAUCUACACGAUUUCAAUUGGGUGAUCUGAAGAGGCCGUUGAAGUGCAGAAGACAGAGGGUGGGUAUUGCAAGAGCUUCGGGCACGGCUGAGCCCGAGUCGGCUGGAACAGGUGGCCCAAGUUUAGUUGACUCAAACAUGAUGGUGUUGAGGAAGCGUAUCCAGAGCAUUCGCACCCAAGAGGGCAUCAACGAUAUUCCUACGGAUUGGGCAGAAUGGGAGCGAUCCGCUUACCCCAACUACCGCGCAGACGUUUACCUCUUACUAAGCACUAUGCAAAGCCAGCUUCUGACGUUGAGGCCUGGGACUGUGGUAGGCAUUGCGUCGGUGCUCAUGGCGGUGCUGCCCGUGAUGUCCAUCUUGUUUGUAUCGGCCUUGGGGGCGCAGCUCUGGUCUCUCCACCUCGCGUUGCUGGAAUUAGGUGCAUCACUGCACCAAUAACGCCAGGAUCACACACACAGUUGGUAACAUGCGGAGGGCAUCCGCUUCGUAAACUGCCUCCUUCUCAUGGAGAUGUUGCCAUUUGUUAUCAUCAUCAGAUCUUCAUGCUGGGCACAGUAGAUAUAUGUAUUGUAGGUGUGUAGCCGAAUAGGGGAUUCCGACUCCGGAUUUCUCACCUCGAUUCGUCAGAGAUGAACUUUACACCAAGUUGGUGUGGCAUGCAAACGCCGGCACAGGUUGGGGAUGAUGUAAAUAUAGAAACAUCUGGAAGUGCAAGGGGUGUAGACAUGUUUCAGAAUAGAAACGAGAGAAGUUGCUGGUGCGAGCAAUCGGUGUAGCUCGUGCGACUUGGACUGAUGAGAUGGUGAAGGAUACCCACACUCAUGAGAUGGGCUAUGGCGUUGGCUUUUUCUGAUUCAGAGCAGUUGUGUUUUUUCUUUUUUUUUUUCUUUUUUCUUUGUUCCAGAUAAUAUCAAAUUGAAACUGCAUGGAGUUGUUCGGAACAGUGA